CUCGCGGAAGACCCACAGGCCUUGCCAACAAGGGGGCUUCGGGCCCGCGUGCACCAGAACCAGCCCCGCCGCUCCAGGAGCCCAUGAGCACCAUGCGCCUGCUGACACUCGCCCUGCUUUUCUCCUGCUCCUUCGCCCGCGCCGCCUGCGACCCCAAGAUCGUCAACAUCGGCGCCGUGUUGAGCACGCGCAAGCAUGAGCAGAUGUUCCGCGAGGCCGUGAACCAGGCCAACAAACGCCACGGCUCCUGGAAGAUCCAGCUCAACGCCACCUCUGUCACCCACAAGCCCAACGCCAUCCAGAUGGCCCUGUCCGUGUGCGAGGACCUCAUCUCCAGCCAGGUCUAUGCCAUCCUAGUUAGCCACCCACCUACUCCCAACGACCACUUCACUCCCACUCCCGUCUCCUACACAGCUGGCUUCUAUCGCAUCCCAGUCCUGGGACUGACCACUCGAAUGUCCAUCUAUUCUGACAAGAGCAUCCACCUGAGCUUCCUGAGAACCGUGCCACCCUACUCCCACCAGUCCAGCGUCUGGUUUGAGAUGAUGCGCGUCUACAACUGGAACCACAUCAUCUUGCUGGUCAGCGAUGAUCACGAGGGCCGGGCAGCGCAGAAGCGCCUGGAGACGCUGCUGGAGGAGCGCGAAUCCAAGAGUAAAAAAAGGAACUAUGAAAACCUCGACCAACUGUCCUAUGACAACAAGCGCGGACCCAAGGCCGAGAAGGUGCUGCAGUUUGACCCGGGGACAAAGAACGUGACGGCCCUGCUGAUGGAGGCACGAGAGCUGGAGGCCCGAGUCAUCAUCCUCUCUGCCAGCGAGGAUGACGCUGCCACCGUGUACCGUGCGGCCGCGAUGCUGAAUAUGACGGGCUCUGGGUACGUGUGGCUGGUGGGGGAGCGAGAGAUCUCAGGGAACGCCCUGCGCUACGCCCCGGACGGCAUCAUCGGGCUGCAGCUCAUCAACGGCAAGAACGAGUCGGCCCACAUCAGCGACGCCGUAGGAGUGGUGGCGCAGGCCGUGCACGAGCUGCUGGAGAAGGAGAACAUCACCGACCCGCCGCGGGGAUGCGUGGGCAACACCAACAUCUGGAAGACCGGCCCGCUAUUCAAGAGGGUGCUGAUGUCUUCCAAGUACGCGGAUGGAGUGACCGGCCGUGUGGAGUUCAAUGAGGACGGGGACCGUAAAUUUGCCAACUAUAGCAUCAUGAAUCUGCAGAACCGCAAGCUGGUGCAAGUGGGCAUUUACAACGGCACCCACGUCAUCCCUAAUGACAGGAAGAUCAUCUGGCCAGGAGGAGAGACAGAGAAGCCUCGAGGGUACCAGAUGUCCACCAGAUUAAAGAUCGUGACGAUCCACCAGGAGCCCUUUGUGUAUGUCAAGCCCACGCUAAGCGAUGGGACGUGCAAAGAGGAGUUCACCGUCAACGGCGACCCCGUCAAGAAGGUGAUCUGCACUGGGCCCAACGACACAUCACCAGGCAGCCCGCGCCACACGGUGCCUCAGUGCUGCUAUGGCUUCUGCGUUGACCUGCUCAUCAAGCUGGCGCGGACCAUGAACUUCACCUACGAGGUGCACCUUGUAGCGGAUGGCAAGUUUGGCACUCAGGAGCGGGUGAACAACAGCAACAAAAAGGAGUGGAACGGGAUGAUGGGUGAGCUGCUCAGCGGACAGGCAGACAUGAUCGUGGCACCACUGACCAUUAACAAUGAGCGUGCUCAGUACAUUGAGUUCUCCAAGCCCUUCAAGUACCAGGGCCUGACCAUCCUGGUCAAGAAGGAAAUCCCCCGGAGCACACUGGACUCAUUCAUGCAGCCCUUUCAGAGCACACUGUGGCUGCUGGUGGGACUGUCAGUGCAUGUGGUGGCCGUGAUGUUGUACCUGCUGGACCGCUUCAGUCCUUUUGGCCGCUUCAAGGUGAACAGUGAGGAAGAAGAGGAGGAUGCACUGACCCUAUCCUCUGCCAUGUGGUUCUCCUGGGGUGUCCUGCUCAACUCUGGCAUUGGGGAAGGAGCCCCCCGAAGCUUCUCUGCCCGCAUCUUGGGCAUGGUGUGGGCUGGCUUUGCCAUGAUCAUUGUGGCCUCCUAUACUGCCAACCUGGCAGCCUUUCUGGUGUUGGAUCGGCCCGAGGAACGCAUCACAGGAAUUAACGACCCACGGCUCAGGAACCCCUCCGACAAGUUCAUAUACGCCACCGUGAAGCAGAGCUCGGUGGACAUCUACUUCCGGCGGCAGGUGGAGCUGAGCACCAUGUACCGGCAUAUGGAAAAGCACAACUACGAGAGCGCGGCUGAGGCCAUCCAAGCUGUGCGGGACAACAAGCUUCACGCCUUCAUCUGGGACUCGGCAGUGCUGGAGUUCGAGGCUUCACAGAAGUGUGACCUGGUGACCACAGGCGAGCUGUUCUUCCGCUCGGGCUUUGGCAUCGGCAUGCGCAAAGACAGCCCCUGGAAGCAGAAUGUCUCCCUGUCUAUACUCAAGUCCCAUGAGAACGGCUUCAUGGAGGAUCUGGACAAGACAUGGGUUCGGUAUCAGGAAUGUGACUCUCGGAGCAACGCUCCUGCAACCCUCACUUUCGAGAACAUGGCAGGGGUCUUCAUGCUAGUGGCCGGCGGCAUCGUGGCCGGAAUCUUCCUGAUUUUUAUUGAGAUUGCCUAUAAGAGACACAAGGACGCCCGCAGGAAGCAGAUGCAGCUGGCUUUUGCAGCAGUGAACGUGUGGAGGAAGAACCUGCAGGAUAGAAAGAGUGGUAGAGCAGAGCCCGACCCUAAAAAGAAAGCCACAUUUAGGGCUAUCACCUCCACCCUGGCCUCCAGCUUCAAGAGACGUAGGUCCUCCAAAGACACGCAGUACCAUCCCACUGAUAUCACGGGCCCGCUCAACCUCUCAGAUCCCUCGGUCAGCACCGUGGUGUGAGGCCCCCCGGAGGCGCCCACCUGCCCAGUUAGCCCGGCCAAGGACACUGAUGAGUCCUGCUGCUCGGGAAGGCCUGAGGGAAACCCACCCGCCCCAGAGACUGCCCACCCUGGGCCUCCCGUUCGCCUGCCCUGCUGCCUGGUGGGCAGCCCCUGCUGGACCAAGGUGGGGACCGGAGCGGCUGAGGACGGGCCAGAGCUGAGCCGGCUGGGCAGGGCCACAGGGCGCUCCGGCAGAGGCAGGGCCCUGGGGUCUCUGAGCAGUCGGGUGAGGGGCCUAAGUGGCCCCAGGUGGAGGGGCCUGGAGCACAAAUGACAGCCCCAUCCUCCCUCCAGCCGCCACCCUGAGCCACAGUGGGGGCCCAUGGCCCCAGUUGGCUGGAUCACCCCUCCGCUAGCGCUUGCUCUGGGCAGCCUGAGCUCCACCCCUCUCCUCUCCUGCUGCACCAUCCUCCCACAACCUUCCUUCCCCAUCCCAUUCUCUGGGCUGGCCCUGACCUUCCCCCAGGGCCAGCUCUGUCUGCCCGGCUGGCAACAGCUCCCAAGGGUGCUCUCUGGCUCCCGGCUGCCUCGGGCUCCUCCAGACUGAGGGCUGAGCCUCUUCGUCCACCUGCAGUCGUGGCAGGUUUCUCCAGAUGCUGGCUCGGACUGUCUUGAACCCUGCCCUGCACCUUGGGCACCGGAGAAUACCACCUGCCCUCUCUUCUGAGUGCCACUCACCCACCACCUUGUAUAUGACCAGCCCUCCCAGUGUCCAAGCGCGUGCCUUCCCAGCGCGGCCCGUGCGCAGCAAUGCACUGCCCCUCUACCCCCAGGGGGGCCGGGGGCGCACAGCCACCCCCAACCCCGGGAUUCAGUGGUGAUGCCUAAAGGAAUGUCACGAAAA
This is a messenger RNA of Jaculus jaculus (lesser Egyptian jerboa), 3800 nucleotides long. It is a transcript of the gene Grin1, whose product is annotated as glutamate ionotropic receptor NMDA type subunit 1. The coding region runs from base 84 to 2915 and encodes 943 amino acids. Gene Ontology annotation, biological process: regulation of membrane potential; monoatomic ion transport; ionotropic glutamate receptor signaling pathway. NCBI's taxonomy places the organism in Eukaryota, Metazoa, Chordata, Mammalia, Rodentia, Dipodidae. The transcript is spliced from 21 exons. Gene Ontology annotation, cellular component: NMDA selective glutamate receptor complex; synapse; neuron projection. Gene Ontology annotation, molecular function: NMDA glutamate receptor activity. The record is from RefSeq and is a predicted model, not a curated record.